Daldinia loculata is the source of this 1980-nucleotide messenger RNA. Its product is annotated as putative oxidoreductase. The record is from RefSeq and is a predicted model, not a curated record. The coding region runs from base 164 to 1948 and encodes 594 amino acids. Gene Ontology annotation, molecular function: FAD binding; oxidoreductase activity. The transcript is spliced from 4 exons. Lineage: Eukaryota; Fungi; Ascomycota; Sordariomycetes; Xylariales; Hypoxylaceae.
GCCCCCCAAUCUGGCCUUCUGUAUACUAAGGAGAGUCACGUUUCUUUUCAUUUCCUCGUAUCAAUUCUUCGAUAUGGCAUAUUCCGUGACGCGAGAUACCUUACAUAGCUUGCAAUAUCCACUCUUAAUAGUCGAAUCCUGGUAGUUGUCGACUCUCCUAAAAAUGCUGCGUACAUUUACUGUGGUUGCCGGAAUUGGCCUGACCAUUAUAUCAUUCUUGAUUCCUACCCAGGAGCCUUGUAGAUGCAGGCCAUUUGAACCAUGUUGGCCAAAUGAAGCCGAAUGGGCAACCCUGCAAAAUUCCGUCGACGGCAACCUCCUCCCUUUGAAGCCUAUCGGACACGUGUGUCAUCACCUAGCUCUUGAUCGCCGUGCCUGCGAAGAUCUCAAACGUCUGUCUCUCGAUAGUGGGUGGAGAGCAGCACAACCAGCCUCGCUCCAAGACUGGGUUUGGGAGGGUGGCAAGCUCCAGAACGAAUCAUGCCAUAUUUUCUCAGACCCAGAAUCCAAUUGCCAUCAAGGCCGAGUACCUCUAUACUCUGCUUCAGUACGAUCCGCUUCUCACAUUCAGAAAGCUGUACUGUUCGCCAAGAAACAUAAUCUCCGUCUAGUGAUAAAGAACACAGGGCACGAUGGAGCCGGACGAUCAAGCGGGCCAUCAUCAUUUCAGAUACAUACCAAUAAACUGAAAAAUCUCGAGUUUCACGAGGACUUCCUAGCUCAAGGAGCUACCGAGAGCUCGGGUGGUCCCGCCGUAACUAUAGGCGCCGGCGUGAUGCAAUGGGAAGUAUAUGAGAAAGCGGCUGCAAAACGGUUAUCCCUGGUUGGGGGAGAGUGUCCAAGUGUGGGUGCCGUGGGAGGUUUCUUACAAGGCGGUGGAGUGUCAAGCUUUUUCAGCUAUGCUAGAGGACUGGCAAUAGACAAUGUAUUGGAAUACCAGGUAGUUACCGCAGAGGCCGAAGUUGUUGUUGCGAAUGCGCAUCAAAAUCAAGAUCUCUUUUGGGCACUACGAGGUGGUGGCGGUGGUACAUUCGGCAUCGUCACGCAGGCGACCGUACGCCUCUUCCCAGAUGAUCCACUAACAUCAACUACGAUAUCUAUCUCAUCAGAGAAAACAAGUAACAUUGAAUGGACCGAAGCAAUUAGUCGCUUGUUGGCGACUCUACAAACAAUGAACAAGAAUCGUUAUCCUGGGCAGUUCCUUCUACAACGCUCAUCCAAUAGCUCAGGUCUAGCGAGUCUAACGGUCCACUUCCCGAACACAACUGAUACUUCGAUGGCCGAGAAGCAGACGCGAGCAAGCUUCAAGUGUCCGGACGGCAGUGCGGGACUCGUGUGUUCGAUAUCUUCAGAGUGGCUGGCUCAGGGUAGCUUUAGUCUUCGGAAGGCUGCUGAUAUAUAUCCCGAGAACUAUGGAAUACUUUCGGGAUCCCUUCUGGUUUCAAAUCAAGUGUUUGGAACUCCUGAAUGGCCUGCAAAGUUGGCAGAGACAUUAGUGAAAAUCCAAAUGUCUCCUGGAGACAUUUUGUUCACAAGUAAUUUGGGAGGUCACGUAAACGAGCUUGAGGUGGGGAAAACUUCUUUACAUCCAGCGUGGCGUUCCUCUGCUCAACUAAUUACUUUCGUACGUUCUGUCACGGCAUCCUUUACAGGGAAGACAAAUGUAAUGAACGAAUUAUCGAACGUUCAGAUGCCCAUUCUAUACUCGAUGGACGAAGAAUCCAGAGUGUCUUAUCGUAACUUAGGGCUUCCGAGUGAAGAGAACUUCCAGAAUCUCUAUUGGGGCAGCAAUUACCAGCAAUUGCUUAAAGUUAAACGACGUUGGGAUAAAGAUGGCUUGUUCACCACAAAAUUGGGAGUUGGGAGUGAGUAUUGGGACGAAGAGGGGUUGUGUAGAAUACAUCCGAGCUAUUUGGAGAGAGCUCUGGAAGCUCUGUGGCUUUUUUAGUUAACUUGAAUUUCAGCUUUUACCUAUUUGAA